CCAUUCAUUUGAUCGCGUUGCAUGUAAACGGACUACAAAUAUAACCCACUGGGUUAAUAAACUAUGUACAUUAAAAUGUAUAUACGUUUCCUCUUGACUACGUUGAUUCGGUUCGUGAGUAUUUCUGAACAGUAUGACCGUGCGAAACGGUUCUGUAUGGUUGGGUGGAUUAACAUUGGAAAUAUUUGAAGGGUAAACAGCUGUCAGAUAUGGCAAAAAAGAAGGACAUAGAUCAAGGAUGGGCCUGGGUUGUAUUGUUUGCAGCCUUUACAAGCUUAGGAAUCUACACGAUGAUAACCUUAUCAACUGGCAUAUUUCAGGUGGAAUUUUUAAAGGAAUUUGAAGGAACUCGCAGUAAAAUAUCAUUAAUUGGUUCUACUCAUAUAGGAUUAAAUUUAUUUUUAGGUAUAUUGGCAAGUGUCAUUUGUAAUAUUUUCUCAAUACGAUUUAGUUCAAUGUUAGGUGCCGCCAUUUACACAUUUGGACUCAUGCUAUCAUCAUUUUCAACAACAUUUGAAGAACUGCUGCUGUUUUAUGGAAUUUUAACAGGUAUUGGAUCUGGAAUAUUUUAUACGUCAGCAAACGUCAUCACCAGCCAUUAUUUUCACAAAAAGAGACUGUUCGCUUGUGGUAUAACAUUCUCUAGUCCAGGAAUUGGGUACAUGUUCGGUCCUACAUUAAUCAGAUAUCUAAUAGAAUUGUAUGGCUGGAGAUCAGCUAUGGCCAUAAUGAGCUGUAUUAUGGCCCACACUUUAAUUUUAACAGCGCUCUUCUUCCCAAUGCAUGAAGGUAAUAAAUCCAAUUAUUGCCCCAGUAAAUGUAUAAAACGGGACACAAAAAGUAACAAAAGCUUAAAAGUAAGUAUGCAAGAUCCCUUGAAUAGCCAUCCAUUAUUGCAAAACUCCAAUCAGAACUCAAACACUCAUCCUAAAAUUGAGGACCACGAUAGUCUGCUGACUGGGCCACCAAUGGUACAGAUAUGCCACCGCACGUCAGAAAAUGAUCGUACAUACGAGAGGAACACCUGUCGGAAUGCCACAGAGGAUAGAUCUCCCGAAAUGCUCAAAUCGCAACAAGGAUCCAAAUCACUUCCAUUUAGAAACGAGUUCAAUAAUAGUGACAGUUCCAUUAAUUCUAGCAAUAUUCGUGAAAACAUCAAAGAUAGUGUCUUGAUGCCACUGCCCAAGACAGAAAACAUACUUCUCAACAGUACACGAUCGCUUUCAUCCGUUUCUCGUCGACAUCUUCACACAUCUGACAACUUGAUGUGGGCGUCUCACUCCAGUAUUCAGUAUCUAGGUAAUCAACUUGCUGACGAGGAGAAUAUACCAACCACUAAUAAAUCCUCAUGUAAACCUAAUUUGAGUGUGCUCAAGAACAAAGCGUUGUGGUGUUUAAGUUUAAGUCAGUUCUUUAUCAUGUGUGGCUACUGUGUGAACUUUAUUCAUUAUCCAUCCAUGAUUCUUUCGAAGGGAAUAGACAUAUCUGUGGUACCUCAGUUGUACAUAACACGGGGUAUAAGUCUGAUUGUAGCACGAAUUCUAGGCGGUUUAUUUUGUGGAAGUUCAAACAUAAACAUUCUUGUGAUUAGUUUUGGAUGUCAAAUGUUAUUAGGAGUUGUAGUGUUCUGUCUACCAUUUCUAGGUGAUACCAUUUGGGCCUAUCAUCUCUGUCAGUUCUUAUUUGCCUUUUAUUAUGGGGGAACCUAUGUUGUUCUCAGUCAAAUUCUGGUAUUAAUAUUAGGGCUUAACAAUUUGGCUACAGGAUUUGGUAUUCAAAUGAUGAUGGCAGGAAUCGCAUAUUUCAUUACACCAAGUUUAGCAGGUUGGCUAUACGAUAUUACAGAUUCUUACGACCUGGCAUACUUUUUUUCUGGGUCGAUUAUUUUUGCCGGUGCAUUUUUUGUCCCGAUGAUACAGAUUUUUGAACAAAACUCUUUCACCAAUGAUAUAAACCAAGACAUCGAAAUAGAAGAGGAGUAAAUAAUUAUAAUAUUAAAUUUUUCACAAAAGAUAACGGUAUUUACUUUAUUAUGUGUAAUAUCAAUAUAUAAUCUAUUGAUGGAUAUGGAUGUUUUAUGGAAUCCUUGCUUUUUGAUGACAUCAAUUCAGGUUAUGUUUUAUCUCCAGAUUUUAUAAUUCAGGUUUCUAGUCCGUAUAAGACACAUAGAAAUAGAUUGCACAAAAUUAAAACACUUAUAUACUACUUCUGGAGUUUAUUAACAUGCUACGUUUCAUUACACAUAUAGCUAUCGUUAGCAAGCAAAUUUUCUUGAUAACCAUAAACUUCCGAAGUAGUAUAGCCAUAUAAGUGAUUUACUCAGAUUGCUAGUGUUUGAGUACAAUAAAUUAGAAUAUUUGACGUUUCUAAUGUUGGGUGUUUUAUCGAUUCAUGUCUUUAAAAACGAAUCAUGAUAUAACAAGUUCUAUUAUGUGACGUAAAUGUGUAUUAUUACUUAGUAUUUAAUUUUAUAUAGCCAAAAGGGGAGAUAACCAUUAAUUUGCCACUAAGAUAAAAGGAUGAAAUGGAAUAAUGUGAUUUAGUGUUCUGCACCACAAGGAUAAUGACGACGUGAAUGUGGUAUCCAGAUGAGAUAAAUGUUGCCGAACCUUCUCUUCUUUCGAAUUCUAACUGUCAAGGGUUCUUUUACGUGAUUGCCAACGCGUACACGGAACCUCGGUUCUUCGUCACAUCCACACGACUAGACACUUGUCAGUGCCAGGACUUCCGUCUACACCACUGACAAGGGCCAACCACAUUGGAAAUCCGAAGAUACUUUCUCGACCAACAUCGUAAUCGAACACCGAAAUUGAGUCAGCGCCUUACUCACUAAAUUCCCUUUGCCCCCUCCCCCACACAAUUAGAACAAAUAAACAGCAUAACUCUAAAAUCAACCAACAUUUGUUCAUCACAUACAUACAAAAUGCC
This is a messenger RNA of Patella vulgata (common limpet), 2928 nucleotides long. RefSeq names its product monocarboxylate transporter 5. The coding region runs from base 210 to 1982 and encodes 590 amino acids. Gene Ontology annotation, molecular function: monocarboxylic acid transmembrane transporter activity. Lineage: Eukaryota; Metazoa; Mollusca; Gastropoda; Patellidae. Gene Ontology annotation, biological process: transmembrane transport; monocarboxylic acid transport. The transcript has 6 exons. The record is from RefSeq and is a predicted model, not a curated record.